Molecule: messenger RNA, 1464 nt
Organism: Aspergillus melleus
Lineage: Eukaryota; Fungi; Ascomycota; Eurotiomycetes; Eurotiales; Aspergillaceae
Product: putative 3-beta hydroxysteroid dehydrogenase/isomerase family protein
Exons: 3
Coding region: 1-1464 (487 amino acids)
Biological process (GO): steroid biosynthetic process
Molecular function (GO): 3-beta-hydroxy-Delta5-steroid dehydrogenase (NAD+) activity
Source: RefSeq, a predicted model, not a curated record
AUGCUGCUUCCAUUCUUGCUCACAUGCCUUGGAGGCGUGGGAUGUCUCUAUCUCUAUCACGUGGAUCAGGGCUUGAAACGGGUGCCAGAGGAGGCUCGUCGUCUUUCUCCUCGCCGCUGGACCGUGGACGAAAUCAAGGACGCUCAUGAAAAGAUCAUCCACUCGCCCGUCGACGUGAGCAAGAGUCUUCCUCCAAGACAGAAUCGGCGUUACGUUGUGAUUGGCGGUUCCGGUUUGGUUGGCAACUGGGUGGUGACGCAUCUUCUGGCCCGCGGCGAGAAUCCGGCGGCUAUUCGUGUUCUGGACCUUCAGGCUCCAAAGCGUGAGAUUCUCGAUCAAGGGGUUGCCUUCGUCCAAACGAACAUUGUCGAUGAAAGUGCCGUUCGGAGCGCGUUCUUGCAGGCAUGGCCCCCGACGGUUGCCGACUUGCCUUUGACCGUGUUCCACAACGCGGCAGUGAUCAGACCCGCGGAGCGACGCAAGGCCUUCCUGCCCCUUUGCCGGAACGUGAAUGUGGGCGGAACCGCCAACGUGCUGAAGGCCGCCAAACGCGCCGGUGCGAGCUGCCUGGUGGCCACGUCGUCGGGCUCUGUCACUAUUCGUCCGCCAUCUUAUUGGCUUGCCCCCUGGACGCAAAUCCCCAAGUACCUGGUGCAGGUGAUCAGGGAUUCGGACCCGUUGCCCAAGGAGCAUGAUCAAUUCUUUAGCAACUAUGCCGUGACAAAAGCCGAGGCGGAGGGAAUGAUCCGCGGCGCCGAUGACCUUGCAUCCAAUUUCCGAACCGGUUGUAUUCGUCCUACCAAUGGCAUCUACGGCAUUGGGGUCGAAAACAGCGCCACCAUCGUUGGGCACUAUCUCCGAGAUGGAGGCGCCCCAAGCUGGCUGUACGAUGUCAUCCAAAGUUUCGUCAACGCCGAGAACGUCUCCAUCGCUCAUCUCCUAUACGAGCAGCGACUGAUCGAGCACACCAAGCACAGCACCCAACUCCCGAACAUCGGCGGACAGGCCUUCGUCGUGACCGACCCCAACCCGGCAAUCACCUUCGGCGACCUCUACCUUCUGCUGACCACGCUGGUCAAAACCCCCAUGAGCUUCCCAUGCGUCCCGGCGGUUCCGUUCUUCCUUCUCUCCUACCUGGUGGAGUGGUACGCGCUGCUCCAGCAUCUCUACCUCCCCUGGCUCCCCAAGGUCAAGCGCGAUCUGGCCCAGUUGCAACCGGGCCUAUUCGCGAUCUCAAAUGUCCACGUCGUGGCCGAUGAUUCGCGCGCUCGCCUCAGUCCCGAACAGGGCGGGCUUGGCUAUUCCGCGCCCGUAACCACCCUGGAAGGCAUGUGCAAGGAGGUGGAGGAGUGGAACCGGAAGGCUGAUCAGAAGACUGCUGAUGCUAUUGCGAACAAGCCGCUUUUUGAGAUAUCGAGGGAGGGGGUGGACGUGAAGCUGGCGACACCGGAAAAGAAACUUUAA